Molecule: messenger RNA, 1611 nt
Organism: Myotis davidii
Lineage: Eukaryota; Metazoa; Chordata; Mammalia; Chiroptera; Vespertilionidae
Gene: DRD5
Product: dopamine receptor D5
Exons: 2
Biological process (GO): adenylate cyclase-activating adrenergic receptor signaling pathway
Cellular component (GO): plasma membrane
Molecular function (GO): dopamine neurotransmitter receptor activity; G protein-coupled receptor activity
Source: RefSeq, a predicted model, not a curated record
CUGGGCAACGUGCUGGUGUGCUCGGCCAUCGUGCGCAGCCGCCACUUGCGCGCCAGGAUGACCCACAUGUUCAUCGUGUCUCUGGCCGUGUCCGACCUCUUCGUGGCCUUGCUGGUCAUGCCCUGGAAGGCUGUGGCGGAGGUGGCCGGCCACUGGCCCUUCGGGGCCUUCUGCGACGUGUGGGUGGCCUUCGACAUCAUGUGCUCCACCGCCUCCAUCCUGAACCUGUGCAUCAUCAGCGUGGACCGCUACUGGGCCAUCUCCAGGCCCUUCAGCUCCCGGGGCGCGGUGGACCCGCCGCCAGGCGACCUGGCCAACGGGACGUUCUGGGGGACAGCGGGGGACCCAGAGGUGCGGGAGGAGAACUGUGACUCCAGCCUGAACCGCACUUACGCCAUCGCCUCCUCGCUCAUCAGCUUCUACAUCCCCGUGGCCAUCAUGAUCGUGACCUACGCGCGCAUCUACCGCAUCGCGCAGGCGCAGAUCAGCAGGAUCGCCUGCCUGGAGAGGGCGGGGCAGCGCGCGCAGAGGUGCGGGGGCCGCGAGCCGGAGCCCGGGAUGCGGGCGUCCAUCCAGAAGGAGACCAAGGUGCUGAAGACCCUGUCGAUGAUCAUGGGGGUCUUCGUGUGCUGCUGGCUGCCCUUCUUCCUCCUGAACUGCAUGGCCCCCUUCUGCAGCCGCCGCCCCGAGGGCGCCCGCGCCGGCUUCCCCUGCGUCAGCGACACCACCUUCGACGUCUUCGUCUGGUUCGGCUGGGCCAACUCCUCCCUCAACCCCGUCAUUUACGCCUUCAACGCGGACUUCCGGAAGGUGUUCGCCCAGCUGCUGGGGUGCCGCCGCCUCUGCUCCCGGCGCACCCGGGUGGCGACCGUGACCCUCAGCAAUGAGCUCAUCUCCUACGACCAGGACACCGUCUUCUCCAGGGAGACCGCCGCCGCCUACAGCCAGGUGGUCCCCAGCGAGGUGACCCCCCGCCACAGAGAGGGGGACAGGGAGGAGGAGGAGGAGGGUCCUUUGGAUCUCAUGUGACAGAACUCUCAAGCGUCCCCAGAGGGUGACCCUGCCGCCCAGUCUGUCUGGGAGCUGGGCUGUGACGGGGAGACUUCAUUAGGCAAAACGCCUUUCGCCUCAGGGGGGUUCCGGUAAACUGCGUACAAAUGCCCUUCUGGACCUACAGAGAUGCCCAGACACUGAAGCACGGGGCACACACACGCGUCCAGUGUUGCUCGGAUCACCAUCGCUCCUGUCUCCGUGUAGUAGUGUUUGUGCUUAGAAACCUUACCUGAUUGGUUUGUUGUUGAAAGAAUUGGCAGAAGCAAUUGGGGCAAACUCGGUGUAAUACACCCCAGUCUGGCAGAUGCGGACCGAUGGUCCUUUCAGAGGUGAUGGUUGGUCCUUACAAAAAACUGAAAAUGUGGGACUGGGCCUUAAACAUAUAUCCUCUUCCCCUUUAAACCAAUGGAUGGCUCAGCGACUUGGGCUCGGGCGGCUUUUUGAAUAGGCUCAGCGUGUGCGGUGCUGACGGGGCGGGUGGCUCUGCCCCCCGGGGCCUGUGUUGAAGCAGCAUCUGCGCUCGGUGUCCUCCGACAGCUGAGGAAUGCUUCCCGACAU